AUGUCAUCUGUAUGUCCAGAUAGUAAUACAUUUUUAGAUUUUGAUUCAUUAAAACCAAUUGCAAAUCAUUUAAAUGUUGAUCUUCAAAAAGAAUUGUAUCGAUUUCAAGAAGCUUUUCCAUCACUUGUUACACUUAUACAAACUGCUAUAACAAUACCAAUAUCUUCAACGACAUGCGAGCGAACAUUUGCAAAAAUGAAAAUGAUUAAAACAACAGUAUGA
Rotaria sordida is the source of this 222-nucleotide messenger RNA. The record is from the annotation of a GenBank genome assembly. NCBI's taxonomy places the organism in Eukaryota, Metazoa, Rotifera, Eurotatoria, Philodinida, Philodinidae.